GCCCCAACAUUUGCUUGCUAAGUGUUUUCUGGUGUUUCUGACUCAUUGUCUGCAGAGUUAAAAACAGGAUUGUGUCAGAGAGUUUCCAGUGGUGACACACAAACAUGCUCCUUUUUGUUGGCUGUAUGGACAUCGGUUGUCUCAUUUUUACAUUUCUCCCCACAACACCAUUUGAUGGCCCAAUGUUUACUCAUUGUGGGUUGUGGGCAAGGGUACACCCUUAGUUGUCCCCAAAAUUAAGGCAUGUCCUGCCAAACAGGAAAUCUUUGUUAGGAGUCAGUCUUUACCACCGUUGCCAGAGUUGGAAAUUGUUGUGGAACAAAAAACAUGCAGGCAGACAAAGUUACCUCAAAGCAAUACAUGCUAAAAAUACAGUUUUUGACCUUGUUUGAUGUAUUUCUGUUUGCCUUUUUGGAUCAUGAUAGCCUAGGUGCUAAGUUCGAUUUUCUAAGUGAAAUACAAACUUAAAAUAUUAUAUCAAAGUUCAAAGGCAAUACAGGAUGAUGGCAUUCUCCUGUCAGUAGCAUGCCAUGGAAGUUGACAGCAUGUCUCCUAGUAAAGCCGGCCCUCAAAUGUCUGUCUGCCAUGAGAAAUGUCUUGCCAGAGGUCUGAAGCUUAGAAGCUUUCUGAAAAAUCAGAAAGCAAACCAGCUGCAGUAUCAUCCUAGUUUAUAUUUCCUUACACAAAAAGUGAGCAGCAUUCAGUUGGACUUUUUUAUUGAAUUUUUAUUGUGUGUAUGUAAUCAUACUGUAUGUGUUUGUAAGUCCAUGCAGGUAUGAAUGUGUAGCCUGGGUUAAGUGUGUGGCCUGGGUUAUUUUUAAUCACAGACAUAUUCCAUACAGUAUCUGUUGCUAAGACUCCUCUCUUUGACGCUGGCAUGUGCGUGCUGUGUGCUCUGACUGAUAAAACAACAUUAAAUCACUAACACUCCAUUAAAUCAUUAACACUCCAUUAAAUCAUUUAUCCCUUUUCACUUUAAAACUCAAAUCAUGACGUGAAGGUAGUGACACAGACAUUGAACCUGUGUUGACAUAGUUAAAAGGUUUUACUGGUAUAUGUAGCCUACCUACUAGUUUUGAACACACCCUGGUUUUUCUAACUCUAAAAUCGCUGUUACUGUGAAACAGCUUUCACAGUGAUCCACAUUACUUAUGGAGAGUGCCGCAAGAGCUGAGCUUGUCUGCAACCACACAGAUGCAUGGGACUGGGUUUAUACCAUGCAGCCUGCCUACAUGUCCAUUAUCUGCCUUCUUGGAGUGAUUGGCAACUCCUUCGUGCUUUGUGUGUUCUGUCUCCAGAAGCGCCGCAGCUCUGUGGCCGACAUCUACCUGAGCAACCUGGCAGCAGCUGAUCUCCUCAUGGUUUCUUGCCUGCCGUUCUGGGUAGCAACCAUUAUCAACAAGUUCCACUGGAGGUUUGGGCAGCCCAUGUGCCAGCUUAUCAACAUUGUCAUUGGGAUGAAUUAUUAUUGCAGUGUGCUGUUCCUUACGCUUGUGAGCGUGGACAGAUACCUGGCCCUUACUAGACCCCUAAACCAGGGGCGGGAGAGACGGGCCUUCUGGGCACGUGGGAUUUGCUUCAGUAUCUGGGUUGCUGGGGUCUUGCUCAGCUUCCCUGCUAUCCUCUUCCGCUCCGUCCAGUUCUUCCCUGAUCUGGGAAUUGACGCAUGCUACCUAGCAUAUCCGCAUGAAGGCUGGAGACUGCGCUACAACAUGACUGUCAGCACAGUAGGCUUCCUUAUCCCUGUUCCCAUUAUGUCCUUCUGUAGUUACCACAUCACUAAAGCUAUUUGGAGUAGCCCAAAGGUGAGAAAUGGCAGCAUAGGCAGUGUGGAAAGAAAGGCGGCGUACCUUGUUCUCGUUGUUCUGGCUGUGUUCAUUCUCUGCUGGCUGCCCUACCAGGUUCUGAUCUUCAUGGACACCUUGGAUUAUUAUGGAGUCGUCACUGGAUGUACUUGGGCGUACGUGUUGGACAUUGGAAACCAGUUGGCUACCUACCUUGGCUAUAGUAACAGCUCAUUGAAUCCUUUCCUGUACGUGAUUGUGGGGAAGCAUUUUAAGCUGAGGGCAAGGGAAGUGUUUAGGUUAGUGCUGUACAGAAGGAAUAGGCAAUGGGGGGGGUCCGGUCUUUCGAAUGCCAAUCGCAACUCAACUAAACAAACUGAGAGUACUAAAAUCUAAAUCUACCUACACACAGAGACAAAACAGUUGUUAAAUAAAACUGUUUAUUUUACAUCCAAAUAGUGUAUUUUAUA
Messenger RNA from Sander lucioperca (pikeperch), 2254 nucleotides. Its product is annotated as B2 bradykinin receptor-like. Gene Ontology annotation, molecular function: bradykinin receptor activity. The transcript has a single exon. Gene Ontology annotation, cellular component: membrane. The record is from RefSeq and is a predicted model, not a curated record. The coding region runs from base 1152 to 2180 and encodes 342 amino acids. NCBI's taxonomy places the organism in Eukaryota, Metazoa, Chordata, Actinopteri, Perciformes, Percidae. Gene Ontology annotation, biological process: G protein-coupled receptor signaling pathway; vasoconstriction; immune response.